Cutaneotrichosporon cavernicola is the source of this 1662-nucleotide messenger RNA. RefSeq lists its product as uncharacterized. Lineage: Eukaryota; Fungi; Basidiomycota; Tremellomycetes; Trichosporonales; Trichosporonaceae. Bases 1 to 1662 code for a protein of 553 amino acids. The transcript has 7 exons. The record is from RefSeq and is a predicted model, not a curated record.
AUGCUGACAUUUGCCUGGCUGGCUGGCGCCCUGCUGGCACGCUGGGUUAUCGCCACAUCCACCCCAAUCACAUUCGACUCAUACACACCCCAGCUCUUGUACAAGCCCGACUCGACCAACAACACUGGCCAAGGUCCAAGUUGGAAUGCAAGCUUCACCGGCAUAUCAUGGGCCGAUCGCCAGGAUAAGCGAGGUGGCAAGAUAGGUGUGGGGCAGGGAUACCACUGGGCAUUAGGCACAGUCAACGGACCAUCGGUCAGCAUCACCUUUUAUGGAACAGGCGCCGAGUUCUUUGGGUAUUGGGGAUACCUCGACAACGGGACUGUUUCGGAUGGCGCUGGCGGAGAUGGCUUUGGAAUGACCUCAUUAAGCCUUACUGGAGGGCCAGAUGCGCUACAAGACGUUCCGAGCAAUGGGACGAUGAGUGGCGUUGGCCGCCCCGUCUCGCUGGGCAAAUACUCCGACCUCUCGCGUGGGACGUACACUGUGACGAUGCACGCCACAGGCGGCAUUGUUUCGUUUACUCACGUCGUCAUCCAGAUGGACGUUGGGGGAAGCGCAUCAGCCGUGACACAGGCGGUCGCCAACCCCUCCAUCUACGACCCAUACAUUGUAAACAGUGACAACUCGCUUGGCAUCAACCCCAAGUUUGGCAGAUUCAUGGGACCACCCGGAGGCAGUACCGUAAACGGAACCACGGGCAGCUGGGCCGGCCAGUCGAGCGACGACAACAAGCGCGUCGGCAGCAAGGUCGCCCAGGAGACUGUACAUAUCAACCUUGGCGUCGGCAAUAACUUCCUCGCCAUCAACGGCACUGUCAACACGAACCACGGAAUGUUCCGCGUCGAGGUCGAUCCUGCCCCAUCCGGCCUGCAGAGCCAACAGGAAAUGUGGGCCUCGACUUCGUGGCAAGUGCUCGACACGGUGUUAUUCGCAACCGGUCUUGACCCGGACACCGAGUACAGCGUGACACUUACAAAUGUACAGGGCCAGGAUGGCCAGGCGAGCUCCUACAACGUGUGGUUUGACUUGACCUCGCUCACGUUGUGGAAGGUGCCAACAACUUCGACAGCCAAGGCGACAGGCAUCAUUGGCCAAGACCCCGGCACGUUGGAUAACGGCAAGAAGAACAGCCCGCCCAUUGGGCCUAUCGUUGGUGGAGUGGUCGGCGGUGUGGCAGUCCUGGUUGGAGCUGGCCUAGCUGCGUGGUACUUCUUCCUGCGCCGCCGCAAGUCUAGCGAGGAUAGACUCUUCGAGGGCGAGCCCGUGUCGUACAUGUCGACUCCCUAUGUCGGCAGAGAAGACCCGAACGAACCGCCCUCUAUGAUCGAUCCGUAUGACGUCCAACCGUAUGGCGUCCAGCCGACUUCGCCGACCAUGUCGGGAGUAAUGUCGCUGUCGGACGGCUCGGCAACCUACAACACUUCACACCGCGGCUCAGGCGCAGGCCUCAUGUGGAACACCCCCAUCAUCCAUCAGGAGCCCCAACACCAUCUCGCCACAGAUGCGGGCCCGUUCCGCGGGGCUACGCCCAUGGGUGAGAUGCCGCCGACGUAUAACCCGACGUGGAGCGACGGUGGCCGACCUGAUGCGCCCAAUUGGCCCAGCGGGUUGGACGAAAAGCGCCGCCAUUCGGCCGCACAGUCGUCGGUCGCGACUUGA